AUGGUUCGAAAUAAUAUCAUUGUUCGCAUCUGUUUUGUGAUAUGCGUUGUAUUUCUAUCUGUGUACUUUCUAUCCUCGCCUUCUAGGCAAGGAGUAGACCCAGGUGGUGAGAAAAACUAUCCUACAUCGGAGCAAGAGAUUUCAAGACGCCGCCGGUUGGCAGAAAAGAAAGCUAUUCAGGAGACGAAAAAGGUGCUGCAGACAACCUUCACGAAUUCAGAAGGAAUACCUGGAACGAACAUAAAGACUAAGGCAGAAGCUGAGGCAUUCCGUGAAAAAUUAGACUGCAUAACUUCAAGGGGUUUCUGGAAGUAUGAUAACACUCCAAGAGAGAUUAUUAAACACAAGCAUGAAGCUAAAUUCAGUAGAUGUGAUCGCGAGCGUGGCGAUAAUUCGGGUAGCGGUUGGAAUGUACGAGAGGAUGUGAAAUACGUCUGGACUACACCGUCAGAAUGUCCGAUGCCCAAGCUUACGCGCACCGAAGUCUGUUCUCUUAUUUCUGGGGUCAGUAUGAUGAUAGUUGGCGAUCUAGUGCAUUGGCAGUUGCAUGAUUUGCUCCUCGACUAUUUCCAUGAUGGACCCACUCAAUGUUAUGGAGAGCAGUUCUGUAAAAAGCAUAUCUUGUGUCAUGACGAUACUAGAAAACAAUCAUCGAUGAAGUUUAUGCGCAAUGAUCUUGUUUCUUCUGUUAGGAAGAAUCCCGUAUUGGAGGCUCAUGGAAAGCCAAAUGGGACGAACGUUGAGUUGACCUAUAUAUUGCUCUCUGCUCACUAUAAUAUGUUUAUAAUCAAUAGAGGGCAUCAUUACCAGGAUGACGCGACGUUUAGGUCUGGACUUGUUGCAACGCUCAAGGAGAUCAGAAAUCGUAGUCCUAAUGCAAUUAUUAUUUAUAAAGCAACUACAAUUGGUCAUCUAGGAUGCAAUGAAGCGGAAAAGCCAUUGGAUAAGCUGCCAACGGAUGCCGAGUUGGAGUCGUUACCGUAUCAUUGGGGAGACAUUCAUAAACAAAAUCUGAUCGCCAAGGAGAUUGUUAAUGCAGCGGGUGGGAUAUUCAUGGAUGUCGAGACGAUGAUGGCAUAUAGGAUAGAUGGGCAUAUCGGAGGACAGGAUUGUUUGCGAUGGUGUAUUCCUGGACCGGCUGAUGUGUGGUUGGACUUGCUAUUUUAUAUAGUGAAGGAAGUGAAGAGUUGA
This is a messenger RNA of Paraglomus occultum, 1191 nucleotides long. Lineage: Eukaryota; Fungi; Glomeromycota; Glomeromycetes; Paraglomerales; Paraglomeraceae. The record is from the annotation of a GenBank genome assembly.